This is a messenger RNA of Dracunculus medinensis (Guinea worm), 1260 nucleotides long. NCBI's taxonomy places the organism in Eukaryota, Metazoa, Nematoda, Chromadorea, Rhabditida, Dracunculidae. The record is from the annotation of a GenBank genome assembly.
AUGGCAUCGUUAAAUUCGAUCGAUGAAGUUUUAUACGAAUGUUCAUGUGGCGAAUGGAAAAGUCUGAAUCGUCUUUAUUUUUGUCGUUAUUGCUCUGAAUUAAAAUGCUCUUUUUGUACAAUUCAAGAAAUGGAUUCACCAUUUUGCCCAUCGUGCUUGUAUAAUUAUUGUGUUGGCGAUGCACUUCAGCAAAGGAACCGUUGUUCAAAUUGCUAUCAAUGUCCAUUAUGUGGUUUAAGAUUUCUAGGUGUUGGUGUUGUUGUUCGAGCAGCAAAUGAUUGCUAUCAUUUGUCUUGUAAUAAUUGUCGUUGGACGACGUCAGAUUCGGGUAUCCCAGAUAUGAACUCGUCAACAGGUUGGCCUGAAUAUACUAAUGAUGAUGAGGAUUUACUUAAUUCGAUUGUUGAAUCGAUGCGUAAUUUCGCCUCCAUUGAAGGAGCUGAUCAUAUUCGGCAUAAAUACAUGAAACGACGUUCCAAUCUUGGAGCAUUGUCGAACCGAUUCGGAUUGCAAGCAAUUUAUAAUCGCCACAAAAAUGCUUUGGUUGAACAGAAUAAAUGUUUAAUGUCGGCUGUGACUUCAACAGAUUUGGUCCCAAAAUUGGAUCUUUCAAUUUUUACUGAAGCGGAAAUUGAUCCUGGUUCAAUACCAACGUUGAUGCAGCGCACCAAUCAACCAUUUGCAAAUGACCGAUUACAUCUUCCGAACAAAGUUCGAUUAAUUUGUCGUCGUUCAAUGCGUUGCAAACAAUGUGAUCAUAGUCUUUGUAAAGGAGAAUAUAAUUCAAGCUCUGUGCAGUUCAAAAUACAGGUAUUGGCGGGCAAUAUUGUUCCCGAUCUUCGUCUUUCACGACCUGCUACAUUGGUUGCUGGCCAUAUCUGUCCAAUCUUUUUGACCGUUUCGAACUUUUCGUCAAGUCCUACCAAAGUUGCCAUAAUGGGCGAUAUUGUCAAUGACCCGUCAUUUGUGAAGUGCGAAACGCCUGUUGUGGAGUUUUCAAUACCAAAUUGUGAUGAAGAAAUGGAUCUGGACGAUAUUUCGGAAAAACAGCCAAAUGAAAAUGAAGCGAUUAUUUUCCGCAAACGUCAUCGCUUUGGCAUAAGAUUAAUGGUUUGCGCCACAGAAGGUCACAAAAAGUUUUUGGCUUUAAUCAUUAAGUACAGUAACAGUAGUACAACAUUCGAAACUAUGGCGGAGCAAAAUUGGCUCCAACAUCGUGUCAAAAUCGCACUUGGUGAUUCGCCAUUUUUGAAUCAGUGA